Messenger RNA from Onthophagus taurus, 1481 nucleotides. Its product is annotated as UBX domain-containing protein 4. Gene Ontology annotation, molecular function: protein binding. NCBI's taxonomy places the organism in Eukaryota, Metazoa, Arthropoda, Insecta, Coleoptera, Scarabaeidae. Gene Ontology annotation, cellular component: endoplasmic reticulum. Gene Ontology annotation, biological process: ERAD pathway. The record is from RefSeq and is a predicted model, not a curated record.
AGUUCUAAACGUCAAAACAUUUUAAACUGUCAUUACUUUAACUGUUUUGUCAUUAUAUACAAAAAAUUCCAUUCGCAAAAACCGUUUUACUCAAGAAAUCUUAAAAGAAUUUUUUAAAGAUGCAUUGGUUUCAAGGAGAUAUAGCCGAAGCCGUUACGAUAUCUAGAAAAAACGGCUCGAUAUUCGUCGUUUACGUUGAAGGUAAAUGUGAUGAAUCUGUAAAAAUAACGAAAUUAAUCGAUGAGGAACAAGUAACGAAUGAAUUGAGCGGUGAACACUUUGUGAGUAUUAAAAUCGAUGCCGGAUCAAUUGCUCAUCAACAAUUUGCGGAAAUUUAUAAAAAAGUUAAUGCUCCUUCAAUAUUUUUUAUUGGCGCUGGAGGAGUUCCUUUAGAAAUCAUUGAAACUGUUCAAGAUCUUGAUGAUUUACUCCAAAAAAUUGAAAGUGUUAAAUUAAAAAGUGGUAUUAAAUUUACUAACAAUUCUCAAGCAAGCACCGCAGUGUCCAAUUUCCUUUCAAAUGAACAACAAGCUGUCGAAUGUGAAAACGGAGUUUGUAAAAUGAAGCCAGAAAUAGAAAAAGAAACUAAAAUCGAAAAACCUUCUAGUUCCGACAUGCCAGACACUACCACUUCAUCAAAUCUAGUUUCGAAUGAAGAAAAUGUUAAGGGUGUCAUGGAAGGUGAAGAAUAUAAAAAACCGGAAUUAAGUAAAGAAGAAAGAAUUGAAAAAGCGAAAGAGAUGAUUGAAAAAAAUAGAGAAAUGAAACAAAAAGAGGAAGAAGAAAAAGAAAAAUCAAAAGAAAUUGAACGUCGUAAAAUGGGACAGGAUGUCCAAAAAAUGAAACGUUGGCAAGAAGACCAAGAAUUUAAACAAAUGGUAGAAGCUAGAGAAAAAGAAAAGAAAGAACAACAAGCGGCCAGACAACGAGUUUUAGAGCAAAUCCAACAAGAUAAAGCGGAUAGGGCAGCAAAAUUUUCCAAUCAAUCUCCAACAUCUCCCCAAGUAAACAUUCCAGCCCAAAAAACACCUCCGUGUAACUCUAACAUCGUUCGUAUACAAUUUAAACUCCCCGAUGGAAGCUCCCACAAUCACGAAUUUACCCCAGAUACGAAAUUAAGCGAUCUCAAAGCUUAUAUUCGUUCAAAUAUAGCAUUAACGUUUAACAAUUUCUUAUUGGCAACGAUGUUUCCAAGAAAAGAAUUUUCCGAGGAAGAUGAUGAAAAAUCGUUGAAAGAUUUAGAGUUGUAUCCAAGUGCAGUUUUAUUAAUUUUGCCACUUUCUCAUGGGGCUGUGUCUACAAACUCUAAUACAGGAAUAUUUAGCGCGUUUAUUUGGUCGGUUAUAGGCCCUAUUUUAAAUUUGUUUAGUUAUAUUAAGGGAAUGUUGUUUGGAGCGCCAAGGCCUAAGGAAAAUGAUGGUAGUGGAAAUGGUAAGCGGUCGACUGAACAAGGAGAAUCUUCAAGGUCUCCGAAACGAAGA